Molecule: messenger RNA, 1818 nt
Organism: Saccharomycopsis crataegensis
Lineage: Eukaryota; Fungi; Ascomycota; Saccharomycetes; Ascoideales; Saccharomycopsidaceae
Product: TBC domain-containing protein
Exons: 1
Coding region: 1-1818 (605 amino acids)
Source: RefSeq, a predicted model, not a curated record
AUGUUUUCAGGCCCAUUCCAAAGUCUUUCUCUUUCGCUAAAAGCUGAUGCCACAACCCUGGUGGAGAAACAGCCUAUAAGUCACAGAGAAAGGGAAGAUAACCCAAUAAAGGCCCAAAGGUUAUUGAGAAAAGUGUCAAUGUGUACAAUGAAAAAAGGGAAACGUGAAACUAAUACUGAUUUUGCAUUUCAAAGAAGCAAAAGUAAUGUGAAUGGUGCCUAUGAACCUGAUAAUAGUGAUGUCGAUCUUGUUUCUAGCAAUCUAAAUGGGAUGAUCAGAGAUUUCAAUAUGAGUACUCCGCUGUUUUCUAGCAGUGAUUGCCCAAUGAUAAUUGCGUCCUCCCCCAGAAAGUCUUUCAGAUUACCUACUAAGGAACAUCCUCUUUAUAACUUUUCAGAGCCCCUAAAAGAUGAAAAGAUGCGAAGGUAUAGCAACAAUAAUAUCACGGAGAAUCAAUGCGAGUUUCAUCAUCCACAUCGAGUACGAACGUAUUCAACUCCAGCAACACAACAACAGCAGUCCAUAAAACUACAGAUUAAAGCAAAAAUAACAGGCUCAAGAUCUAGCUCUUUUAAAUAUGACACAAAGCAACAACUCAUUGAUAAAUUACCUAUGGAGAUGAGCCAGCUUUCCAACACAUUUGAAAAACCCCCAACAUUACUCAGCAAAAGAGAAUUAAAGUCAUAUUCUCAUUAUAUUUUGAAAGAUAAUUGUAAAAAUAGUAUGCCAAAGUUUGAUAACUUUGGUGAUACCAUUGACGAUUAUAAUUUGUCAGCUCAUGAGGAUGAAAAUCCCAAAACAUUGCAUCAAUGGAACCAGUUUCUAGUGGAUAUUGAUCUCUUGAAACAUUCUGACGCUCAGUAUUCAACCACUGGAAGUGGUGAUUUCGGAGCUGAUGUUGUUGGUAAGUCGGGUGAAAUAUUACAAAGACUAGAUUCUGGACUUUUCAAAACUUUUAAAAGUUUACUUUUCUUGGGGAUACCCAUGCAACUACGAGCGAAAAUAUGGAUGGUCACUUCUGGGUCUUCCAGGUUUUAUAACCCUGGGGAAUUUGAAAUAUUGAUAAAUGAUGAAUACUGGGAUCGAGUAAAUAUUGAAGAACAUGAACAAUCGCUAUUGAAAUCAGAGAAGCAGAUCAGAUUAGAUUGUGCUCGGACAAUGAGAAAUAAUAUUUUUUUCAAAGACCCAGAUGGUCCGGGGAUAAAGAAGUUAAAGAAUGUCUUAAUUGGUUUCAUUAGAAAAUAUCCAAACGUUGGUUAUUGUCAAGGAAUGAACUUGAUUGUCGCGCAUUUGCUAUUCAUAUUUAUAUCCGCGCAGGAGACAUUCAAUUUUUUUGAAAACUUGGUGGUUCGUAUUCUAUGUGGUCUUAAAUAUUUCCUGUCUCCUUUUAAAGAAAUCGAAUCUAAUAUUAAAAUCGUAAUUGGUGUUGUUCAUCUUAGAAUGCCCCAGUUACACGACUUCUUAGUGGUCAAGCAUGAAGUGAAUUGUGGAAUCUUUCUAUUCAAUUGGUUCCUAACAAUAUUGAUAAAUGUUCUUCCCACAGAGAUUUUGUUCAGGGUAUGGGAUUUAAUUGUUUGUUUGGAUGGUGAAGUAGGACUAAUGAAGAUCAUGCUUGGAAUUUUCAAAUUCUUGGAAAGAUUCCUAAUAACCAAUGGCAAUCUCGGUGAGAGAAAGGAUGAUAAUAUAUAUGAUGUGUUAAUAAACUUGAAGUCGAUAAUUGUUAAGGAAGGUCUAACUGCAAAUGAAUUGAUAGGGUUGCUGGAUACUUUCAGCGAUCUGAUUACUCAAGAGAAAUUGGAGAAAUAUCGGGCGCCCUGA